UCAAGACAUUCCACAUUCUCCACCGGACAAAGAUCAUCGUUUCUUCAUGUCGGAAUCUUCACCGGAAAUCGAGCUCGACAGCAAUCCAGGCAAGGAAUCAACUGAGAACAUCGGAGUCAACGCCGCCGAUGAAGGAUCCACAGAUUUGCUCGCCGAUUUGGUGCUGUGGAGAAGAAAAGCUCUCAACGCCGUUGUCCUUACCACAGCCACCGCCGCCUGGGUACUAAUCGAAAUCUACCAUUACAGCCUCGUCACUUUGCUGUCCUGGGCCGCCAUGGCCGCCGUCUCCUGCCUCUUCUUCUGGGGAACUCUCCACCGCCUCUUGAAGAAGGAGGCUCCCGACCUGUCGGAGCUGGAAAUCAGCGAGGAAACAGCCGUGGCGACCGCGGAAUCCGUUCGCCGGCGAGUCGAGACGGAUCUCCGGCGGAUCGUCCGCGCCGGCGCCGAGGGAGAAUGGUUCGAGUUCGGAGGAACGUUGCUUUGUCUCUACUUGAUCUCAGAGAUUGCAAGACGCUUCGAUUUUCUUACAGUCUCUUACAUAGGUUUGGUCGGAGGGAUGAUCAUACCGCCGGUUUAUGUAAAGAACCGUCAGAGGAUAGGGUGGUUGGGAGAUCAACUGAAGAUCAAAUGGCGAAGGCUGUCGGACAUGGGAGAGGAGAAGUUGCAGAAAUUUAAGAGCAAGAUGGUUGGGAAAGAAGCUAAGGAGAAGAAGACCGAGUAGAUAGAUGAUACUACAUCUUCAAUAGAAUUUGCUUUGUACUUGUAAUAAUAAUUACACUUUAUUGUUGUCAUAAAAAAGUAAAUAUAAACUUUUAACGAAUAAAUUAAAUAAAAUUAUAAAGUUAGACACAA
This is a messenger RNA of Andrographis paniculata, 852 nucleotides long. Its product is annotated as reticulon-like protein B13. Bases 47 to 721 code for a protein of 224 amino acids. The record is from RefSeq and is a predicted model, not a curated record. NCBI's taxonomy places the organism in Eukaryota, Viridiplantae, Streptophyta, Magnoliopsida, Lamiales, Acanthaceae. The transcript has 3 exons.